This is a messenger RNA of Zingiber officinale, 921 nucleotides long. RefSeq names its product disease resistance protein RPS5-like. The record is from RefSeq and is a predicted model, not a curated record. Gene Ontology annotation, molecular function: ADP binding. The transcript has a single exon. Bases 1 to 921 code for a protein of 306 amino acids. NCBI's taxonomy places the organism in Eukaryota, Viridiplantae, Streptophyta, Magnoliopsida, Zingiberales, Zingiberaceae.
AUGGGAUCAGGAACUGGGAAUGCAAUUGUGAAGUACUCAUGGAAAAAAUUAAAGAAACAUGCAUGUUAUUUUAUAUAUUACAAAAAGAAAUUUGAGAAACUCAAAGAACAGUUUGAUCUUUUAAAGGCCAUCACGGAUGACACACAACAAAAAGUGGAGAUAUCUAAAAGGAACAAUGAAAUUAUCAGUGAUGAAGUCAACUUAUGGCUAAAGAAGGUGAUUGAACUGGAGGAGAAGUUUAAUAAUAUCAAGAACAACUUCGACAGGAUAGUAGAGAAUGAGAAAUACUGCAUCCCUAGUUUAAUAUUUCGUUAUAAGGUUGGAAGGGAAGCUACUAGGAAAAAGGAUAAAACAUUGAAACUACUGGAUCAAAGCAAAUUCCAAUCUUUUUCUCAUACUCUUGAUCCAUCAGCUGUUAAUCACCCAUCAAACAUAGACUUUGUGAGCUUUGGUGCGACCAAAGAGGCAAUGCAAAAGGUUAUCGAUGCCCUGAAUGAUGAUAAAGUGAAUCUGAUUGGAAUAUAUGGCAUGGGUGGUGUAGGCAAGACUACAUUGAUGGAAGAAAUAAGCAGAAAGAUGAAGGAAACAGAAACAUUUGAUAUGGUAAUAGAUGUGGUUGUGUCACAGAAUCCAAACAUAGCUCAGAUCCAACGCGACAUUGCUGAUGUAUUGGGCAUGCGUGAAUCCUCAAAUAAGAUGUUGGCCACUAGGUUGAAGCAGGUGAAGAAAGUUUUGAUAAUGUUGGAUGAUGUUUGGGCACGGCUGGAGCUAGUUAAGGAAGUCGGGAUUCCAUACCAAGAACACAAGGGUUGUAAAGUGAUACUUACCUCUCGCAAAGCUGAAACAUGCAAUGUAAUGGAAGCUGAUGUCUCAGUUGAAGUUGCCACCUUGUCUAAAGAAGAUUCAUGGCAACUUUUCUGA